GAGACGAACGUCACCCCUUUCUCGCCGUCAACAUAAAAACCGCCAGUCCCUAUCCGGAAAACAAUGUAGUCUGGCUAGUGAAGGUCCGAAAGAAAAUACACAUCUUAACCCAGGCUGCAUCAUUGGCAGCACCCGAGCCCGGUUGUGGCUUUCGUAUCGGCAACAUUCCCUUUUCCGAGCUGCGUCCACGGUGACAUCCCGCCCAUAUCCCGAACAUAUCAUAUUGCGCGACCCCAUGGCGUCCGUAACUCAGAACUCGGGUGACCCCUUUAUCGUUACUACCUCCCUUGCAAAGCCUGAUCCGACAACACGCCGUUUCAUCCGCAGCCAUGUCAUGCGCGGGAAGAAUGCGGGCAAAUUCAGGAAUGAGCACAUCAUGCAGGGCCUGCAGACCGGGCCGAAGCGCAGAAGUGCCGUGGGCCAGGCUACGCGCACCCCCGGAGCCCGACACGAAGGAGACGAAGCUGAAGAAUCUGUGGACGGCUGGACAUUGGUAACGCCCCACAGAAUCGCAUCGGAACUUUCUCUGCAGGGAUAUGGCGGUGAAAUGCAACCAUACGUGUUGCGGCUCAUACACAGAGCAUUAACCGUCAUCAAGCCGGAAAUCUACGCAAUGCAUCACCUGACAACCGCUCACCCCGACGACGACAAGAUGUUCUGCUUCCCCGACCUUGCCCAGCACCCGGGCAUCCUCCAUUCCACCCUCUUCGCCGCCCAAGCCUUCUACGACUUGGCCACCGCCCAAACUUACGGCCCCAUCGCCCGACACCACUUGGCAAAGGCGCUUACACACUUGCAAAUGAGCCUCGAGGACAAGAAAGAAGCCGUGGAAUUCUCCACCAUGGGCGCGGUAGCGUCUCUGGCCAUGUCGGCUAUUGUAGCCGGGGAUUUCGAGACGGCCGUCAAGCACAUGGACGGCCUAAAGAAGAUCAUCGACCUCCGCGGCGGGAUGCCGUCAUUCAACCAGGGCAGCAUGAUCGGCCACAAAGCUCGCGUCAUCGACAUCGGCCUCGCCAUGGGCCUCGGCCACGACCUGCGCUUCACCGCCGACGACGACAUCUCCUGGUCGCCUCAGAUCGCGCGCGGCCAAUCCGCCGGCCGCUUCCCCGAGCUCGACGCCGCCGUGCCGCGCCACAUGCGGCCCGAUCCGCGCCUGCUGAACGUCUGGGCUGACCUGCGCGAGUUCUCGCGCCUGGUCAACGACGCGUCGGAGCGCCGCACCAAGAUCCAUGUGCAGGUCAUGUUUCGGCUGCGGACGUCGGUGCCGCAUCGGUUGUUGAAGCUUAGGCUUGGGGGGGAGGGGGUUGGGGUGCUGAGUCGGGGUGGGGUUCGGGUUGCGGGCGGGGUGCCGAGGUCGCCGGUGUUUCUGCAUGAGUUGUUGAGGCUGGCGAUGAUGGCGUAUGCGAAGAUGUUGUUGAUCAAGCUGCAUGGGAUCGGGAAGAAGAUGGUUGUUUUGGUGGAUGGGCUGACGAAUGUCUUGACGACGUGGGAGGCGGACUUGGAACGCCGCGAGGCAGAUGAUGGUGGAUUUUGGCGAGCACUGGCUGAACGAGCUGGUGACGCGGGCGUUGUCGGUUCUGGGGCUCCGGACCUGGGAUGAGACGAGGGAGAUGCUGAAGGAGUUCAUGUGGAUCGAUCUUAUCUUUGGCCAAGCGGGGGAGUGUCUGUUUCAACGGUGCUCGGUUGUGGGAGGUAAUUAACGGGGUACCCUGCGAUGGGGUGCAGGGUUACGGUUAUGGAGGCUGGGGCGACGAGAAACUAAGCCAUAGAUAGAACAGCGAAGUGUUAUUCGAUUCAACCGUCGAAUUGCGGAUCAAUAGGGAUGAGAAGGACAAGAGGGACGCAUGUACGGGCAUGUAUUAAACAUACAAAUGAAGCUAUGUACACGAAACCACCC
Chaetomium fimeti is the source of this 1897-nucleotide messenger RNA. RefSeq lists its product as uncharacterized. The transcript is spliced from 5 exons. The record is from RefSeq and is a predicted model, not a curated record. Lineage: Eukaryota; Fungi; Ascomycota; Sordariomycetes; Sordariales; Chaetomiaceae. The coding region runs from base 236 to 1600 and encodes 454 amino acids.